Nanorana parkeri is the source of this 2075-nucleotide messenger RNA. RefSeq names its product zinc finger FYVE domain-containing protein 1-like. NCBI's taxonomy places the organism in Eukaryota, Metazoa, Chordata, Amphibia, Anura, Dicroglossidae. The record is from RefSeq and is a predicted model, not a curated record. The coding region runs from base 89 to 2047 and encodes 652 amino acids. The transcript has 11 exons. Gene Ontology annotation, molecular function: metal ion binding.
GUGAAAGUACACAGACGGUACAAUGUCUGGCCGCCGACACUCCGGAGUGAGCGGCUUCUACAACUGAUCGUCCGCCAUCACCUCUACCAUGUCCGCUAUACUCCUGGAAGACCUCCCGACCUCCAUGGUGGAUCAGACCGGGGUAGAGGAGGAUGGGUCCAGCUUCCUGCUGGUGGAUGAACAGGAGAACCUGCAGGUAAAAGAUGUGGACGACUUCAUCAAUAGACUUGGAUGUAGUCCACAGGAACCUGUGAAAGUCCUCAGUAUUUUCGGCAAUACCGGAGAUGGCAAGUCGCACACACUCAACCACAUGUUUUUUGGGGGUCUGGAGAUCUUCAGGACCUCUCCUUCCCAGGAUUCCUGCACAGUGGGGGUAUGGGCUUCAUACUACCCAGCAUUGUCCUUGGUACUGCUGGAUACAGAAGGUCUCCUGGGGGCCACAGAUAAACAGAACCAGCGCCUGCGUCUCCUCCUGAAGGUUCUUGCUGUGUCGGAUCUGGUCAUUUAUAGAACAAGGGCUGAGAGGUUACACAACGAUAUGUUCCAGUUUUUGGGGAAUGCCUCUAAGGCUUAUUUGAAAUUCUUUACUCCUGAGCUGAAAGCCUUAUCUAGUCGCUGUGGGCUGGAGGUAACGCUGUCCAGUCUUGGACCGUCCCUCACAGUUUUCCAUGAGACUUCUCGGACUGAUCUGCUGGGAAGCAAGGUCCGCGGCCAGGCAGAGACAGACCUCCUAAAACGAUUCCACGAGUUGGGGACUCCUCCUGAAGCUUUUAGCUCAAUUCACUAUGUGGGAACCAAGACUGUGGUCCCCCCCAGUGACUUCUCUCACUUAAUGGACAGGGUGAAGAAACAAGUUAUGGAUACAUCCACUCGCUCAUCCAGACCGCUAUCCCAUGUUUUUACAGCCUUACAGAGUCUUAGCGAGCGAUUCUCUGGGGAUAUUCCAGAUGAUCAGGUGCAGAUCACCUCUUUCUUCCCAGAUGAAUACUUUACCUGUUCGCUGCGGUGCCUCAGUUGCAGGGCACGCUGCAAGAACAGGAUGAAUCAUAUGAAGGAUGGCGUCCCCCACCAGGCAGAUGGUUUGUGCCAGUUUGCCCAUGAGUAUAACAAUAAAGUUCUGAUCUGUAAGCGAUGUUACGAGGGCGGACGAGAGUUGAUUGUUAUCCCCAAAACUGUAGCGUCUAUAGACAGUCCAUGGAUGGGCCUAGCGAAAUAUGCUUGGUCUGGGUACGUCUUGGAAUGCCGUGUUUGUGGGAUUAUCUAUCGUAGCCGGCAGUACUGGUAUGGAAACAAAGACCCGGAUGGAUCUCUUGUACGACAGGAAGUUAGACAUGUCUGGUCAGAGAGUGACUCUUACUCACUAGACCAACAAAAUGCAGCCCAGCGUGUGCUAGAUGGAGUGAAUUUUGUCAUGCAGUCUGUGAACGAGUACAGUGCUGGGCCCACCAACAUGGUCACCUCAUGGCUCAUAGACAAUGUGGCUCCCCCGUAUUGGCGACCAAAUGCUGAGAUCACUAUGUGUCAUGGUUGUAAGAAAGAAUUUGUGCCAGCUGAGAGGAAGCAUCAUUGCCGAUCUUGCGGAGAAGGUUUCUGUAACAGCUGCUCCGAUCAGACUAUGCCCGUUCCUGAGCGAGGCUGGGGACCGUCCCCUGUACGUGUCUGCAAGAAGUGUCACAAUAAAGGACAAAGUCUUGAUGUUUUCUCAGGUCGCAAUACUGCUCAGGAUGACGGCAGAAGUUUGUUGCCUCGUAAAGUCACAGAGAUUGCUCAGAGCUCGUUGGAGAUGAUGUCUUCUGCAGUGAAAUAUCCUAUGGGCUUUGUAAAGGAAGCAGCACGUCCCGGCUACUGGGUGCCAGACCAGGAGAUCAUCAACUGCCACAGCUGUAAAACACCAUUUACCCCUAAAAUGUACAAACAUCACUGCAGGUCUUGUGGCCAGGGCUUCUGCCAACUGUGCUCUGAAUAUCAGCGGCCCGUCCCCUCACGGGGUUGGCAUCACCCAGUACGGGUGUGUCAGAGCUGCAGUCGUAAAAAGGGGGAGCUGUGAAGAGGACACUAACCUUAGUCCCAGAGAC